GCUAUCAAUCCCAGAUACGUCAAGCCUUGCUCCCAGAUAUAUUAAACCCUGAUCUUAAAUACCAAGCCCUGAUAUAUACCAGGUCCAGAUUUCAAAUUAGCGAACGGUCUGUUUCAUACGAACAAAUCUCCGCUUUAUAUAAUAGUCCAAACAAAUAGCUUUUGACGCCUUCCCAAAGACACCCCCUACAAUGACCGUGCAAAGAGAUCCGUUGCCACGUUGCGACGAGGAGACCCGAGACGAGUUGCUCGAAAGUGCGGCUGUGGAGGGUUUUGGCGUACUUUUCGAAGGCCCAUCCAAACAUACCGCCAGCGAAGCGAUCGUAGACGAUGACGAGGAGGAGAACAUGCGCUGGUUGCGCGAGGCGCGUUUGGAGCACCUGAAACUCCUGUGGCACAAGCGGCCGUCCAUUGGUAUGAUUGUCGCGAUCAUGUUUACGCUCGCGCUUGCGGUCGGGAUAGGGAUGUCGGCAAAGUUGGUGCUCAUGCUCCGCCUCGCGUGCUCGUCUAUUGACAAGGUCCGUGGCGACUCGGCUCUUGUGGCAGAAAAGUGCACCAAUGCCGAUGCCCAGGAGAUGAUUUCAACCCUCCAGCUCUACUGCCUGUUUAUCGGGGGUAGUGCAUCGAUCUUGGUUUCGGGGAAGAUAGGGGAGUACAGUGACAAGUUCGGCCGGAAGCCGGCGCUCCUCUUCUUCUUGUGCCUCCUGGUUAUGCUGACACUUCUUACUGCGUACUUGCUCGAUCCGCGUUUCCAGUCGGAGUUGCACUUCAAGCUGUUCGUGCUUGUGGACCUCUUAGGAAAGUUAGGAGGCGGGGCCUUUGCCUUCUUGGCGCUUGCUUGUCUGUAUGUGACCGAUGUUGUAGAUACCGAAGUCAGAACUAAGCUGUUGGGGAUUGUUCUGGCGGCUAUGUUCCUGGGGAUCUCCAUCGGCCCGAUUUUUGGGUCCUUCAUCCUCAACGACGUGCUUGGCCGUGAGGAUGACAUCAUUCUCACUUGCUACACCGAGUGUAUGCUUUUGGCAAUCGUCACGGUGGUCGUGUUGCUCGUAGUGCCAGAGUCCAGGCCAUUGAAGGCGAGACAGAAGUCGCGCACAUUGUCCAUGCAGGCAAAGCUUCAUCGCAAGAGGUCCUCCAUCUCUGUACGCAGUGGAAUAGAGACUUGUUCGCCUGUCACGCACAAGCUCCUCUCGGGAGUCAACUGGCACGAGGUGCUCUAUCAGUUGAACGUGUUUCUGCCAUUGAAGGUGUUCUGGGUUCCAGCAAACGUCUCGGGUCGCCUGUCUGUUCCGUGGACCAAGCGGUACGAAGCUCGUAUCACCGUGUGCCUCUUGCUUGGGGUGGAGUUACUCCUUCUCGUUUCAGCCUUCUCCAUAGCUCCGGUAGUCAGCAUGUACGGGAUCUUCCAGUUCCAGUGGACGUCUACCGAGUUGAAUGCGUUCAUCCUGAUCUCCAGUGGUGCCCGGACCUUAUCGUUGGUCUUGGUGGCGCCCCUUUUCAUCAACUUCUUGAAGACUAGGGUGUUUGAUAUCCACCCAGAGGUCUUGGAUAAAGUCGAUUUGACUGUGGUUGGCGCGGCUAUUUUGUUUGAGAUCGGGGGAGGCUCUAUGAUGACGUUUGCGGCCGUGACCAAGGUAUUUCUCCUCUCCAGUGUGUUCAUGGCGAUUGGCGCUAUGGCGUCGCCGGCGUUGCAGAGCUCGAUUGUCAAGUAUGGCCCCAAGCACAAGACAGGCGAGGUCUUUGGUGCGUUAGCUGUCUUCAGAAACAUGAUUUCCCUUGUGGGUCCCGCCUCGUUUCUCUACGUGUACCGUAGGACUGUGGCUAACAACCCGCACUUUGUCUUCUAUUUGAUGUUACUAUUCUACGUUGCAUCUGGUGUGUUGUUUGUGGUUCUUGCGUGGCAUGUCUUUACCGGCAAUCUUUCAAAUCCAAACGACGAAGAUACGGAGAGAACGGCCCUUCUCAGCCGGAGAAGUUCAGUGAGCUUCAGUGAACGGAUUGAGCAGGCAUAGAGGAAUUAGACUGAUUCUGGCUCGUGUAACGACUGUGUCAACUUUUAUGGGUCACCCAGGGUUUGGUCUGUGUAGAGAGUCUGCACUUAGUCAUUGUUUCGAAAUUGUUGGCGCGUACCUACAUGGUGUACGGUAUCUUCAGGUUGCCUAGUAGGUGUAGUAUGUUUCUUUGUCAGAGCUAGUACAUAUGGCCUAUGACAACUGGGUUUAAACGUCAGGUACGGGGUUGAUUGGAAUUUAAUUUAUAUUUUGUGCCUCGAAUGUAGAAUAGAUGUGGCUGUUUAUUUCCGGC
Molecule: messenger RNA, 2300 nt
Organism: Babjeviella inositovora NRRL Y-12698
Lineage: Eukaryota; Fungi; Ascomycota; Pichiomycetes; Serinales
Exons: 1
Coding region: 191-2008 (605 amino acids)
Biological process (GO): transmembrane transport
Cellular component (GO): membrane
Molecular function (GO): transmembrane transporter activity
Source: RefSeq, a predicted model, not a curated record